ACAUUAAUAAUGUUACGAUUAUUAGGAAUACGAUUUAUAUUUAAGAUAAAUAAAUUAUUUUUAAACAAAAACGAAACUAAAGAAAUUCAAUAUAUUCAAAAUAAUUUUUUAUGGCAUCAAAAGAUCAAUUUUAAUUUAAAUAAUAUGAAUGACUUAGAAGAAAAAACCGAUAAAAAGAAACAAAAGAUUCCAAGAAUUCCUAAAAUUACACUUAUACAUCCAAAUAAAUCUGUAACUGUUACUCUAUUAGAAGAUGCAGAAAAAUUAGCUAAUCGCCGAAAUCUCCAAUUAGUACAUGAUGGGAUAAUAGAAAAUGUAAAAAGCAAAGUGCAGGGAAUUAUUUCAGAACAAAAAAUAAAAAAAGGUAAUACUAUACUUAUAUAUUCUCCAUUAGAAGAUGAGAAUAAUUCUUCAAAGAAUAAUAGUAUUUGA
Apis dorsata (giant honeybee) is the source of this 432-nucleotide messenger RNA. RefSeq lists its product as uncharacterized. The coding region runs from base 10 to 432 and encodes 140 amino acids. NCBI's taxonomy places the organism in Eukaryota, Metazoa, Arthropoda, Insecta, Hymenoptera, Apidae. The record is from RefSeq and is a predicted model, not a curated record. The transcript is spliced from 2 exons.